AUGAAGUUCAUUGAAUCAGUAGCAUACGCCUUGCUCACAUCUUCAUUGACCCUUGGGUCGGUGCGAGCGGCUAAUGAGAAGCCUAUUUCAAGAGAAGUUGACCAUCCUGACUUUGUUCCAUUUAACAAUGUCGACCCCGAGGCUGGCCUCUGGGAACAAUUCGCUGAUUCUGAUGAAGAAUUGGCUAAGAGAUGGAAACCUUCUUCAGCCAAGAGCUUGGAAGGUACUGGUGAUGAAUAUUCAUAUGUUGGCCAAUGGGCUUUUGAAGAGCCUACAGUUCUUAGUGGAUUCAAGGGUGAUAAAGGUUUGGUAGUCAAGUCACCAGCUGCUCGUCAUGCUAUUUCUGCCAAGUUAGACCGUACUUUGGACAACAAGGACAAAACUCUUGUUGUUCAAUACGAAGUCAAGUUACAAAAAGGAUUAGAGUGUGGUGGUGCCUACCUCAAACUUCUGUCUGAGAAUGAAGAUCUUCAUGCUGAGGAGUUCUCCGGUGAAACUCCUUACCAAGUCAUGUUUGGUCCUGACAAGUGUGGUAGUACCAAUAAGGUUCAUUUCAUCAUUCGUCGUAAGAACCCUAUUUCUGGCGAAUAUGAGGAAAAGCACUUGGUUGCUCCUCCUGCUGCUCGUUUGAACAAGCUGUCCAACCUCUACACUUUAAUCAUCCACCCUGAUCAACAGUUUGAAAUCCGUAUUGACGGACACACUGUCAAGGCUGGUAGCAUUAUUGAAGAAGGUGUUUUCAGACCCUCUUUCAACCCUCCUAAGACUGUCUAUGAUGAAGAUGAUGUCAAGCCCGACGACUGGGUUGAGGACCGUUAUAUCCCAGAUCCCGAACAAGCUGAGAAGCCUGAGGACUGGGAUGAGGAUGCUCCAUUCCAAAUUCCUGAUCCCGAGGCUGUUAAGCCUGCUGAUUGGAAUGAUGACGAAGAACCUUUUAUCCCUGAUCCCGAAGCUAUUAAGCCCGAGGACUGGGAUGAUGAGGAAGACGGUGAAUGGGUUGCUCCCGAGAUCCCCAAUCCUGCCUGUGCUGCUGGUUGUGGUGUCUGGGAAGCUCCUAAGAUCCGUAAUCCCGCUUACAAGGGCAAAUGGGUGCAACCUCAAAUUGAGAACCCUGACUACAAGGGUGAAUGGGAGCCUCGUCAAAUUGCUAACCCCAACUAUUUUGAGGAUAGCCGUCCUAGUGAUCUCGAGCCCAUUGGAGCUGUCGGAUUUGAGUUGUGGACCAUGCAAAACGAUAUUCUCUUUGAUAACAUUUACAUUGGUCACUCUGUAGCCGCUGCUGAGUACGCUGGUAACAAUACUUUCUUGCCCAAGCUUUUCAUUGAGUCUGAGGAAGAAAAGGCCAAUGCUCCUAAACCUUUGAAGGAGCGCAAGCAAUACGAGUCUGCUUUGGAAUUCUUCCGUGACGACCCUGUUGGUUACAUUACUGAGGUCACCAGAGUUUUCAUUCUCAACUUCUUUGUUGAUUACAAACAGGCUAUCCUCAACCAGCCACUUGUUGCUCUUGGUCUUGCUACUGCUGUCUUGAGUGCCAUUGUUGCUGCUCUCGGAAUUCUUGUUGGUGGAUUCGCUCUCAUCAAGAAUGGCGUUUUCGGCUCGUCUAAGCCAACUCCAUCUGCUGUUGCCGAUAAAAAGGCCAAGUCAGCUGUUGCUGCUGACGCCUCAGAUGCCGACUCUGCCACCACCACCUCGUCAGCGACUUCGACCAACGCUGUCAAGCGCAAGACCUAA
Molecule: messenger RNA, 1731 nt
Organism: Sugiyamaella lignohabitans
Lineage: Eukaryota; Fungi; Ascomycota; Dipodascomycetes; Dipodascales; Trichomonascaceae
Gene: CNE1
Product: calnexin
Exons: 1
Coding region: 1-1731 (576 amino acids)
Biological process (GO): protein folding
Cellular component (GO): endoplasmic reticulum; endoplasmic reticulum membrane
Molecular function (GO): calcium ion binding
Source: RefSeq, a predicted model, not a curated record